Cinclus cinclus is the source of this 414-nucleotide messenger RNA. RefSeq names its product urotensin 2B (gene UTS2B). Gene Ontology annotation, biological process: regulation of blood pressure; blood vessel diameter maintenance. The record is from RefSeq and is a predicted model, not a curated record. Bases 1 to 414 code for a protein of 137 amino acids. Gene Ontology annotation, molecular function: hormone activity. Gene Ontology annotation, cellular component: extracellular region. The transcript has 5 exons. Lineage: Eukaryota; Metazoa; Chordata; Aves; Passeriformes; Cinclidae.
AUGCUUUUGGGCACUGGCAACGUGGAGAAGAUGUGGUCUGCCCAGCUGUGUCUGGGAGUGUUAACCAUCCUGACCAUGGCUCUGUGUGCCACAUCUACACAUGGAGACCCUUUUUUACUCCAAGGUAAGCUGGAAUACAGGCAACAUGACACAGAGAACCGAGUGCUUCCAGAGAGAGAAGACACAAAUCAUGAGGACACAUUGCUGACUCUGCUUCUUAAUAAGAAAUUCGCAUGGCGGAGGCCAGAAAAUAUUGACUGGGAGCUAGCAAAGAAAUUUGAAGAGCUUGAAGAGCUGGAGAAGUUGAAGGAUCAGCUCUCAACUGAGGAUGGGUCAGAGGUGGCCUAUGCCUUGGAAAGUCUCUCAGCAUCCCAACCCAAAAAACGCGCGUGCUUUUGGAAAUACUGCAUCUGA